This is a messenger RNA of Nilaparvata lugens (brown planthopper), 1620 nucleotides long. RefSeq names its product zwei Ig domain protein zig-8. The transcript is spliced from 6 exons. Gene Ontology annotation, biological process: synapse organization. Bases 639 to 1490 code for a protein of 283 amino acids. Gene Ontology annotation, cellular component: neuron projection membrane. Lineage: Eukaryota; Metazoa; Arthropoda; Insecta; Hemiptera; Delphacidae. The record is from RefSeq and is a predicted model, not a curated record.
UAGCAGUGAGCGUCGCGCCCUCAGUGUGUCGCUAGACCCGGAACUGACGACGCUGGAUCCUCUCACAUUAACCACUCACUUUUUGUGCCACCUAUUACUCUAUAACCUGUAUAUCUCAUCGUGGUAUCUCCAAUGCCCCACUCGUUCAAAGCGUUCAUCUUCAAAAAUCUCACAAUUCUAGAAGAAUGUGUGCUCUUAUAGUGAACAUGAAAUAUUGCGUGUGACUGUUCUUGUUUUGUCAUCGACAAACUUAAUCGGAAUGAACCCUGAAAACUAUUGAUACUAUUUUGUGUCAAUCCAAAAAAACUUAUUAGGACUUGAACAUUAUUAUUAUUGACCUAGUUGUAUCGACGUUAUCAGUGUUGAAUGUUUGUUUCAAUUCAUGUCUGAGCAUUUCAAUAUUUACUCAGCUAAAUUUGAUCGAUUUUACGAAAUUUUAAGUGUAUCAAUCGAGUUACUCCAACAAAAAUGAACAAUACGGUGAUAAUUGGACGUUAUGGUAGAAUGAAGUGGAGGUGCAGCUAUAUUGUCUCUACAGAUGGAUUCCAAACUGCAGACAGUGACGAUCUUCCAGAAGAGCUAUGAGAGACAAUGUUUUUCCGAUUUGAAUGUCAGACUAACUGACUCUCAAAACUAAGAUGUGCGAGAAGAGUUUCAGUCCAAUGCAAACGGCAAUGCUGCUGCUCACUCUUGUUGGCAAACAUUCAGACAGUUCGUACGUGGGAACACAGGAUGCGUCAAGCAGCUUCAAUGCGCUGCUAGCGACUGCAGCAACUCUGCAGCCUCCGUUUGUGCAGCAGCCGGGUGUGACUCUGCAGUCAGCUGCAUUCAGCGGUCCACAGCCCUACUUCGAUCCGCUGACGCCGCUAAACGUCACCGCUCUCGUCGGCAAGUCGGCCUACCUCACCUGUCGAGUGCGCAAUCUCGGCAACAAAACUGUGUCGUGGGUGCGCCACCGUGACAUCCACAUCCUGACAGUGGGCAGCUACACGUACACAUCCGACCAGCGCUUCAUGGCCAUCCACCACAAGGACAAUGACGACUGGAUGCUGCACAUCAAGUGGGCGCAGAAGCGCGAUGCCGGCAUCUACGAGUGCCAAAUCAGCACUCAGCCGGUGCGCAGUCUCUUCAUCAAUCUCAGUGUUGUUGUUCCUCGAGCUGUCAUCUUGGGAGGACCUGAUAUGCACAUUGAUCAUGGCAGCACCAUUAAUUUAACUUGUAUAGUCCUCCACAGUUUGGAGCCACCUGCAUACAUAUUCUGGUAUCAUCAGGAUGAGGUGAUAAGUUACGACUCCAGCCGUGGUGGAGUAAGCGUAAUUACAGAGAAAGGAGACAUCACAACAUCCUACCUGCUAGUGCAACAUGCUCAACUUGCUGAUUCUGGAAAAUAUUCUUGCAGUCCUUCAAAUGCCGACUUAGCUAGUGUUAGGGUGCAUGUUUUGAAAGGUGAGCAUACUUUCAAAAUUGAGUUAUUUCCCAACUUCAGGUGAACAUUCAGCUCUUUCCACAUCACUCUCUGAAACAGAGGUAACUUAGGGCAAAGUACGAGAAACAAUAUUCAAGGUUAUAUUCAUGACAGCUGUAACACCAAUAUGGAAAUAAUGUCAAUAAAACUAUUUG